This is a messenger RNA of Protopolystoma xenopodis, 648 nucleotides long. NCBI's taxonomy places the organism in Eukaryota, Metazoa, Platyhelminthes, Monogenea, Polystomatidea, Polystomatidae. The record is from the annotation of a GenBank genome assembly.
CUGCAUUGUUCUCCUUUUAGCCCGAAUACCCACCAGAAGGGCCUUAUCCGAGGAAUUUGUGCCCUUAUCAAGGCCAGCUAUUGUAGGCGUCGGUCUUUCGAUACCGAAGAGUCGUCUAGCUAUGACAAAAAAUCUACGGAAACCUCCGAAAUUACGCUUGCUGAAUGCCUUCCAAGUGAAAUUCUUCUUGCUAGUGGCUUGUCCUCGAGCUUUUUAGAUAUUCCAAUGGCAAACGGCGGCGAAAAUGAUAUUCUUGCCGAUUCUGAUUUAAUUAGUAUGGACCUCUUCUCUGAUUUACGCGCAGUCAACGAACCACAUCACAACUUUAGGAGUCGACGAUCAUCAUGGCCACCAUCACAAUAUGGUCCGCGCCACCGCGCUGGUGACAGACAGUCUUCCUUUCGAGACAUUCGCCAACGGCGCUGGGAUCACUUUUCAGAUCAGCAACAGCAGAAAACAGUGCCUGCCUGGGAUCAAGAUGAUUACAAUCAUCAUCGCGACAAGAUCGAACCCGAGCGUCGGAAUUAUCAAUUUUCCCGAGGUCUGACAGAGGGCGAAUCGUCUCGUUCUAGUGAUUUUCGACAGGCAGACCAAGCAAAGCGCCAUCGAAGUUAUUCCAAUGCACGAUACAACAAUGAAGAAGAAUAA